GGCGAGUGUUGACGGAGGAGACGCGCUCCCGGGCCCUGCCUUACCUUGCCUUACCUUACCGUACCCCUGCCCUGCCCUGCCCGGCGAGCGCUGCGAGGGAGUCCGGCGCGCGGAGCCAUGGCGGCCGGUGGACAUGAACCAUAUGUAGAAAUAAUCGAACAACCUAGGCAAAGGGGCAUGCGUUUUCGUUAUAAAUGUGAAGGACGCUCAGCAGGGAGCAUUCCAGGAGAACACAGUUCCGAUAAUAACCGAACAUACCCAUCUAUACAGAUAAUGAAUUGCUAUGGGAAAGGAAAAGGAAAAGUGAGAAUAACUUUGGUAACAAAGAAUGAGCCAUACAAACCACAUCCCCAUGAUCUAGUUGGAAAAGACUGUAGAGAUGGCUACUAUGAAGCUGAGUUUGGUCAGGAACGAAGAGCUCUGAUUUUUCAGAAUUUGGGAAUUCGAUGUGUAAAGAAAAAAGAAGUUAAAGAAGCCAUUAUUUCACGAAUUUCAGCAGAAAUUAACCCUUUCAAUGUGCCAGAACAACAGCUACUCAACAUUGAAGACUGUGAUCUCAAUGUGGUGAGACUCUGUUUUCAAGUUUUCCUUCUGGAUGAACAUGGCAAUUUAACAUCAGCUCUUCCUCCUGUUGUCUCCAACCCAAUUUAUGAUAAUCGAGCUCCUAACACUGCAGAAUUAAGGAUCUGUCGUGUAAACAAGAAUUGUGGAAGUGUCAGAGGAGGUGAUGAAAUAUUCCUACUCUGUGACAAAGUUCAGAAAGAUGAUAUAGAAGUUCGGUUCGUGUUGAAUGAUUGGGAAGCCAAAGGUAGCUUUUCACAAGCAGACGUACAUCGUCAAGUAGCCAUCGUAUUCAGAACGCCACCAUUUUACAAAGCUAUCACUGAACCAGUGACAGUAAAAAUGCAGCUCCGAAGACCUUCAGAUCAGGAAGUUAGUGAAUCCAUGGACUUUCGCUAUCUGCCAGAUGAAAAAGAUCCAUAUGGGAAUAAAUCAAAGAAACAAAAAACAACUUUAGACUUCCAGAAGCUGUUGCAAGGUUGUGUUAAUUUUCCAGAAAGACCAAAAGCUGGUCCUCCCCGAUCAACUGGAGAAGGGAGAAUCAUCAAAAAAGAAAUGUCAAGAACUCCAGGAACUAUGCAUCAAGUCUCAUCUUAUUUUACUUCACCACUUGUGUCAAGUUCAAAUACAAUGCCGCAUCCAACUUCAACUUUAUCUUCGAUGGUACCUUAUCCAUCUUCAAGCUGGCCUUCAAUGACUCUUCCUACAUCAAUAAACCCAACUAAUACACAUUCACCAAGUGGUUUUUCAACAGGAACACUUCCCUCUGAUUCACAAAGUAGCCGGUCAUACCUGGAAAUAGCUCGUGUUUCCAAUAGUCUAGAUACUUCUGAUCCUUGUCUUUUUAACAAUGGUACGAAUGGAAUUGGAGCUCAGUCCCUGUCACAGGCUGACCUUUUUGGGGUUAAUAACAGCAUGUUGCAGAAUAUUACAACACCCAGCAGUGACAGCAUGAUGGAGACUGACAUGCAGUAUGUUAGCAUGAACCUUGAAAGCUCAUCAUAUAACUCAAUGUUAAACCCAAGAGACUACAGGAGACAACUCCAUCCGACACCACCAUCUACUGGAGGAUCCACAGCAGGCUCCAGUGCCAAUUCUACUCUCUUUAUUUCACAGUCAGAUGUAUUUCAUUCAGUAGAUUUCAGUUGUCUAGAGAACAGUACAGUAAGUGAAUCAAAAUCAUCAGGCAAUCCUAAUUCAAAUAACCCAAGUUUUGUGCCUAACAGUCAAUGUUAUGUUAACAGUAAUAUGCAAAAUGAAGAUCAUUUUAAUUCCUUUGAAGUCAAUUUAGACUUGUUUAAUACAGAACUUGUCUAAUUAAAAUGGAGUUUGUAGCCUUUGAAUAUAUACUUGCAGGCAUUUUAAGAUUCUGUUUUAAAUCUUAAGAUGCAAAGUUUUAUACUCACCUUAUGCAUGGAGCCUCCUAUAAGUGUGAAUUUGGUGUCUUCUGUGGAUCUUGUCUACAGGAGGUUGUCAUGAAAGUGCCCAAAGUAUUCCUUAUAACAGAGCUUCACCUACAGCAUUUGGUUUUACUGAAGGAACUGCUCGAAGGAGGGUGCUUGU
Molecule: messenger RNA, 2124 nt
Organism: Dromiciops gliroides (monito del monte)
Lineage: Eukaryota; Metazoa; Chordata; Mammalia; Microbiotheria; Microbiotheriidae
Gene: REL
Product: REL proto-oncogene, NF-kB subunit
Exons: 10
Coding region: 118-1878 (586 amino acids)
Biological process (GO): inflammatory response; response to cytokine; regulation of transcription by RNA polymerase II
Cellular component (GO): cytoplasm
Molecular function (GO): RNA polymerase II cis-regulatory region sequence-specific DNA binding; DNA-binding transcription factor activity, RNA polymerase II-specific
Source: RefSeq, a predicted model, not a curated record